Messenger RNA from Drosophila novamexicana, 837 nucleotides. RefSeq names its product superoxide dismutase [Mn], mitochondrial (gene Sod2). Gene Ontology annotation, cellular component: mitochondrion. The record is from RefSeq and is a predicted model, not a curated record. Bases 82 to 735 code for a protein of 217 amino acids. Gene Ontology annotation, biological process: superoxide metabolic process. Gene Ontology annotation, molecular function: metal ion binding; superoxide dismutase activity. Lineage: Eukaryota; Metazoa; Arthropoda; Insecta; Diptera; Drosophilidae. The transcript has 3 exons.
AUUUUCAGUGUUGGCUUUGUGUAUUUCAGUGUUUGCCGCUCGCUGUCACACUUGAUUCCGGUUAAAUAAUAUAUUCCAAAAAUGUUUCUGGCACGCAAUUUCACUAAGGCAGCACGCGCCGUCAGCUUGCGGGGCAAGCAUACAUUGCCUAAGCUGCCCUACGAUUAUGCCGCAUUGGAGCCUAUUAUUAACCGUGAGAUUAUGGAGCUGCAUCAUCAGAAGCAUCACCAGACCUAUGUCAACAAUUUGAAUGCCGCCGAGGAGCAGCUGGAGGAUGCCAAGUGCAAGAGCGACACCACCAAAAUUAUUCAAUUGGCGCCGGCUUUGCGAUUCAAUGGCGGUGGCCACAUAAAUCACACUAUCUUCUGGCAGAAUCUCUCGCCCAACAAGUCGACGCCCAGCGAAGAUUUGAAGAACGCCAUCGAGUCGCAGUGGAAGAGCUUCGAUGAGUUCAAGAAGGAGCUUAGUGCGCUCACCGUAGCCGUGCAGGGUUCUGGCUGGGGCUGGCUGGGCUACAACAAGAAGACAAACAAAUUGCAGCUGGCUGCGCUGCCCAAUCAGGAUCCGUUGGAGGCCUCCACCGGUCUCAUUCCCCUGUUUGGAAUCGAUGUCUGGGAGCAUGCCUACUAUUUGCAGUACAAGAAUGUGCGUCCCUCGUAUGUUGAGGCGAUCUGGGAAAUUGCCAAUUGGGAUGACAUCUCGUGCCGCUACCAGGAGGCCAAGAAGCUAUCCUAGGCGCGCAAUACUCAAUUGUCUUUAUGUUAAAUGUGUCGUAUAUGCAGCCGCAGGCUCUGAAUGUAGUCAAAAAUUUCGGCCAAUAAAUUGGUGACCAAUGAA